This is a messenger RNA of Oryzias latipes (Japanese medaka), 2667 nucleotides long. RefSeq names its product protein kinase D4 (gene prkd4). Gene Ontology annotation, cellular component: cytosol. Gene Ontology annotation, biological process: phospholipase C-activating G protein-coupled receptor signaling pathway; protein phosphorylation; intracellular signal transduction. Lineage: Eukaryota; Metazoa; Chordata; Actinopteri; Beloniformes; Adrianichthyidae. The record is from RefSeq and is a predicted model, not a curated record. Gene Ontology annotation, molecular function: protein serine/threonine kinase activity; ATP binding.
GUGUCAUCGACUGACAAGUCCCUGAGAAAGGAAACCAGACCACCGCGCUUCUUCACGUUGACAGUCAGCAAUGAUAGCGAUCUCAGCAUGACUGAGGAGGGAUUUCGCAGUCUUUCCAUAAGCAGCUGCUCCAUGUCGGAGCUCUCGUCUUCCAGUGCAACAAUGUCUGCUCUGAUCCAGUUCAAGCUUGGGCUGUACACAGAGAUGGUACGGGUCUCAGCCGGCAACCUGAGCUACCAGCACGCCCAGAGGCUGGCUGCUGAGGUCAUUCAGCGCAAGGCUCCAGACUGUAGAGUGGUCGGCUCUGGGGAGAAGAUCCUGUUGUUCAGACAUCAGCCCGCCUCUCAGCAGCUGCUUCACCGCCUGACAGCUGAUGAUGAAGUCCAGGACGGGGAUCUGAUCGAGGUCAUCAUUUCAGGGUCGGCCUCAGUCACAGAGGUGAGGAUCCGCCCUCACUCUCUAAUGGUGCACUCGUACCGCUCCCCUACCUUUUGCCACCACUGUGGAGAGAUGCUGUGGGGUCUGGUCCGGCAGGGCCUGAAGUGUGACGGUUGUGGGUUAGACUUCCAUAAGCGCUGUGCUUUGCAGUUGCCCAAUGACUGCAGCCGAGCUCGUCGCCAAGUUAGCUCCAGCCUCUCACUGUUCCCACCGCGGCAGUCCCAAACACAUGCAUUGUCUUAUCAGGCAGGAGGCAGUCUGGAGGAGAUCAGCAUGUCCAAGCCCUCCUCCCAGCCUCCGUCAUGGGUGGAGCCUCCAGUCUGGCUGGGAGUGGGAUUAGGGGACAAAACCAGAGCACAGGUCCCUCACACCUUCUACAUCCACAGCUACACCAAACCCACCAUGUGCCAGUACUGCCACCGGCUACUCAAGGGGCUCUUCAGGCAGGGCAUGCAGUGCUCAGACUGCAGGUUUAACUGCCAUCGGCGCUGUGUGCCGUUGGUCCCCAGAGACUGUCCAGGAGAGAGGAGAGGUGAUGGUUACGAACCUGCAACCAGCAGUUGGAGCUCUGCCCCCAACCCGGAAGACACUGAGGCUGAGUUAGAUAGCACGUCCUUUGAUAUGUCAGACGACGAGUUAUUCACAGACUUUGACCUCCUGGCUGAGAUUAACGAGGUUGAGAAGCUUCGAGAACCAAUGAGCCCGUGCUUCAGCAGCAACAUCCCUCUGAUGAGGGUCGUCCAGUCGGUGCAUCACACCAAAAGGAGGCCCGCAGGAACGCUUAGAGAAGGAUGGCUGCUGCACCACACCAACACAGACGCGCUGAGGAAACGACAUUAUUGGAUCUUGGACUUGAAGAGCAUCACUCUGUACCAGAAUGAGACCAGCACCAAGUACUACAAAGAGAUCCCUCUAUCUGAGGUGCUGCAGGUCCGAGGCCCGUCCCACCUGUCGGUGCCAGUGUUGCCAGGCGACCAAGGUCACUCUUUUGAGCUGCUGACGGCCUCACUGGUGUUCUGCGUGCAGGCUGGGGUGGAGGCAGCAUCCUGGGAGAGUGCCAUUUGUCAGGCACUGAUGCCGAUGCAGAACAGCAAAGGACGGGCAGAACAGGAGCAGCAAGUGUUUAGCGUUCUUGUUCCAGAUAAAGAUAGAGAAGAUGACGAUGUGGACAUCAGCUCGGUCUAUCAGAUCUUUACUAAUGAGGUUCUGGGUUCAGGACAGUUUGGAGUGGUGUACAAAGGCACUCACAGGAAGUCUGGUCGAGCGGUCGCCAUCAAAGUCAUUGAUAAAAUACGUUUCCCAACCAAAGUUGAGAGGCAGCUGAGGAACGAAGUGGCCAUCCUGCAGAAACUGUCCCAUCCCGGCAUUGUUGUUUUGGAGGGCAUGUUUGAAACCGCAGAACAUGUCUUCGUCGUCAUGGAGAAGCUCCAUGGAGACAUGCUGGAGAUGAUUCUCUCCAGCGAGAAGGGCCGACUCCCCGAACGCAUCACCCGCUUCCUGGUUAUGCAGAUCCUUGAGGCCCUGCGGUAUCUGCACCUGAAGCAUGUGGCUCACUGCGACCUGAAACCGGAGAACGUGCUGCUGGCCUCCGCAGACCCCUUCCCACAGGUGAAGCUGUGCGACUUUGGCUUUGCCCGCAUCAUCGGGGAGAAGUCCUUCCGACGCUCUGUGGUGGGAACUCCGGCCUACCUGGCGCCUGAGGUGAUCAGCAGCAACGGCUACAACCGCUCUCUGGACAUGUGGUCUGUGGGUGUAAUCGUGUAUGUCAGCCUGAGUGGGACCUUCCCUUUUAAUGAGGACGAGGACAUCCGGCAGCAGAUCACCAACGCGGCCUUCAUGUACCCCCGCCAGCCCUGGUCCUCCAUCUCACUAGAAGCCGUGAGCCUCAUCAACAACCUGCUGCAGGUCUCUGUGAAGCGCAGGUUCACUGUGGGCAAAGCUCUGGGACACUCCUGGCUCCAGGACUUCCAGUUGUGGUGUGACCUCAGGCAGUUUGAGCUGCGUCUGGGCUGCAGGUAUCUGACCCACCAAGGAGACGAUGACCGCUGGAUGUCUUACGCUCAGGAAAAGGGGUUGAGCUUCCCCUUCCCAUCUAUGCUGGGACCCUGAGGAUCAGCUGGAGCUGAGGCAAAGGUCAGGCGCUGUUCCUAAGCCCGGAACCAAACCUACAUUUCACAGGAGAACAUUUCAAGUGACUUUGCAUAAAAUAAAAUGAAAAAUAAAACACAA